Molecule: messenger RNA, 1338 nt
Organism: Closterium sp. Naga37s-1
Lineage: Eukaryota; Viridiplantae; Streptophyta; Zygnematophyceae; Desmidiales; Closteriaceae
Source: the annotation of a GenBank genome assembly
AUGCAGCCACCGCGGUGGGUGAUAGUCCUCCUUCUGCUGGCGGUGUCCGUGCCGGCGCGCGUGGUGGCGGCGCACGUGUGUCCGCCGCUGUCGUGCGCGGCGACGCGGCUGGGGUACCUGUGGGACCACAACAACCAGGGCCACCUGGGGGAGGAGGAGCUGCAGGGCGACCUGCGCAAGUCGCAGCACUGCAUGCUGCUGUGCCGCCGCACGCGCGGUUGCUUCAUCUGGAUGUUCCGCUUCAGCAGCGACGGAGCGUUCUGCCGCAUGUGGUCGGCGGAGCAGAGUCCGUGCAACGUGGACCCCAGCGACGGCGCCAACCCCGUGCACUACAACCCCACGCCGCCCUGGGAGGGCUUCUUCGGCUUCGGCGGUAACUGCUCCUCCGACGCCGAUGCACCAGGGCAGGCGCAGGGGCAGGGGCAAGGGAUGGGGCAGGGGCAGGGGCAGGGGCAGGGGCAAGGGAUGGGGCAGGGGCAGGGACAAGUACAGGGCCAGGGGCAAAUUCCUCUUGGGUACGGGCAGGGCCCGCCGCAGGGAGGAAACGGUGGAGACCAGGGCCAAGGACAGCCGGGCCAGGGGCAGCAACAGGGGCAAGGGCAGCUCCCGCAGGGGCAGGGGCAGGGGCAGGGUUACCAGCAGGCGCAAGGCGCGUCACUGGGGUCGGGGCAGCUGCCUGCGCCUGGUGGCGUGGUGUCUGGGCCUAGGGGAGACCAGUGGCCGGGCGCGCAGGCGCAGGGAGGGGCGCAGGGGCAGGGGAACGGUCAGGAGUGGCAGGAUGCCACACGACAGGGAGGCUGGCAGGGGCAGGGGCAAGGAGAGGGGCAGGGGCAGGGGCAGGGGCAGGGGCAGGGGCAGGGGCAGGGGCAGGGUCAAUUUGGGGGGAGCGGCGGAGGUGGAAUGAAUGGGAGCGCUGUGCCUGCUGAGGAUUUAACUGUGCCCAAGGAGUACUUUCUGCCUGCUAGAGGAGUCCCCACGGAGCCGUGUCCGUGGCUCAAGUGCAACGUGGCGACGCGGGGGUUCCUGUUUGACCACCCGGCGCGCGGCCACCUCACCGUCAUCUCCACCGCCACCAGCCGCCGUCGCCGCGCUCACGACUGCUGGAGCACCUGCCGCAAGACAGAGGGGUGCGCCUUCUGGAUGUUCGAACAGGGCAACUCCCCCACAGGAUAUUGCAAGAUGUGGAACAACGAGCAGAACCCAUGUGACCCAGACAUGCCAGGUGAUCCCACGUCAGCACACUUCCAGCACAGGGAGGACAGGCGCUUCGUGGUGGGAGGGCACUGCAAGGGAGGAGCCUCCAACUUCCAGUUCCAGAACAGGCAAAGACAGUUGUAG